AUGGAAAACGUGCAAAAGUUUCAGAACCCCAUCAUUCCAGGGUUUGCGCCAGACCCCUCGGUCGUCAUGGUCGAUGGGAUCUUCUACCUCGUCACCUCAUCCUUUCACAUCUUCCCGGGCCUGCCUAUAUACGCCUCCCGUGACUUGCAGAAUUGGAAGCAUAUCGAGCAACUCACCCUCGCCAACGCAGGCACAAACUUCUUCACCCUAGACACCGGCCACACAAUGAUCGCAACAGGCGGCCUCUUCGCAGCCACAAUCCGUCACCACCGCGGGAGAUUCUACAUCGUCUGCACCAACUGCGGCUCCUCAAACGGAUCCUCUGACCUAGAAAACUUCAUCAUUCAUACCAUUGACAUUUGGGGCGGAGAAUGGAGUGACCCCAUCCCAGUAAACUUUCACGGCAUCGAUCCAAGCCUUUUCUUCGAUGAUGACGAUCGUGUAUACUUCCAAGGCUGCUUCGUCAUGGACCGCUCAAAGCAGCCGAGUUGUACGAUCAAACAGGUUGAAAUUGAUAUUCUCACCGGGAAGCAACUCUCCGAGCAACGAGAGAUUUGGGGUGGGCAUGCGAGGUACGACACCGAGGGACCGCACGUGUAUAAAGUCGAUGGGUGGUACUACCUCCUAGUAGCCGAAGGCGGGACCUUUGAGCACCAUAUGCUUUCCAUCGCGAGAUCAAGAGAGAUAUGGGGACCGUAUGAAAGUUUCAAGGGGAACCCGAUCAUGACUGCCGAUGGCAAGGACGAGUACAUCCAGAACAUAGGCCACGGCGAGCUGUUCAAGGAUGCGAGAGGAGCAUGGUGGGCCGCGGUGCUCGGCGUCAGGAGGGAUGGUGAUGGAUGUGCUGCUUUGGGGCGUGAGAGUUUCCUUACGCCUGUUGAGUGGCCUGAGGGGGGAUGGCCACGGAUACUCCAGCCCAGAAUGGAGUUUGAGAGGGAGGAGUCUGCGGAGGUUGCGUCGAGCUUGGAUGUACAAGCUUGGAAACCACCCGCCGGUGUUGCGAACGUCUUCAUCAGAGAUCCCGACUUUUCCAAGUACCGGCUCUCUAAGGAUGAUGAGCGCAGAAUUACGCUUUUGCCAAGUCGCACUGGAUUCUCAAGUUCUACUGGGACCUGCACUUUCCUCGGAACAAGACAGAGAUCUUUGGCGAGUUGCGCCGUUGCUUCUCUCGAACUUGACGACAAUAUGAAGUCAGCAAACGGGCUUCGAGUAGGUUUGGCGAUGUAUAGAGACAGCGUCCGCCACGUCUCUAUCGCAUACGACUCCGCCGCUGAAGCCGUCGUCUGCCACGCCUUCAACUCUGCGAUUGGUCUUGAUAAGGUCUUCCCAAAGACUCUUCCACUGGAGAACAAGACACAAACGAUCACUUUCAAAAUCCAAGCCUCGAAGACUGAGUGGAAGUUCUAUGCUGCACUGCAUGACGAAGAUGGCGCUCUUUUUGACAACAAAAGUCUCAGCCUUGGUAGUUGCAAAUGGGAAGAGCUCGGGGUGGUUGCGGUCAAAGACCUUGAUGCCCGGGACUUCACGGGUCCUAUCCUGGGCAUCUUCGCUCAGACUUCAGUUGAGAAGACUGAAUAUGUACCAGUGAAGUUCUCUCGCUUUGCAGUGGAAGACGAUGGAUUCAGUACGUAG
Messenger RNA from Colletotrichum fioriniae, 1632 nucleotides. The record is from RefSeq and is a predicted model, not a curated record. NCBI's taxonomy places the organism in Eukaryota, Fungi, Ascomycota, Sordariomycetes, Glomerellales, Glomerellaceae.